AACACAGAGCCCAGAGAAAGCAGAGAAAGCAGAGAAAGCGGAGAAAGCAGCAACAAUAUCGACAUUGACACAACAACAAGGAGCGAUGAAGUCGGAGAAGAUGGAAAAAGUAAAGCGCACAUAAUGGCACUUCAAUAUGUGAGGCGAAAUUGUGGGAUGUACUGCGCUCCAACCCAAGGGGGGAUGCUGCUUUUCGGAUGCUGAGAGUCCUACCAGAGAGGGGGCUUUAGCGGGAGCUCGAUAUGGGGCGCGGUGGGGACGGAGGUAACCAACAGCUUGUUAGUGGCUUUGUUGGUCAGUACUUUUAACUAAUGUGUUUUGUGCGACCAUAGAGAAUCUCAAGUGCCCACACACAUGCUCUGGCUCUUUCCCAUAUUUGAUGUACUUAAUGCAAGCACAGCAAAAAAAUUUAUUUUACAUUUUUCCAAGAUAGUAUUAUAUUUUUUUCCCAUUCAUCACUCUUUAUGAAUUUAAUAGAAUUUCUUUAUUAUUUUUCAAGUAAACCUCUUUAAAUAUUCUCCCAACAUAUAUUUUUUAUUUCUUAUUUAUUAAAAUUUUAUGAUCCCAUAAUGUUGAGACUACCACUUCCAUCCCAAAAGAAUGGUCUGAAAAAAAUAUCCUUCGUUAAUGUGUCGUUAGAUUAUAUACAAAAUAUCACCGACUUCCAAUGCAUGAUUUUGAGAAAAAAGAGUUCAAAUUUUUGAGUCUAUUUUCCAUCAGUUUCAAAUUCUUGUUGAAAAUCUAUCGAAUUUUACUUCUAUGAGUUAUUCUAUUGGGAUUAAUCUUCAUAUAUAAUAAUCAGAUUUAACUAAACUUUUCACUGAUAUGUUUUAGAAACAUCCAUUUUAUAAAGUACGUACUACGUAGGCUCUAAAAAUAAAUUUAAAAAAACCCUAUUAUACCUAUUAUUAGCAUGUUUUCCAAUCCAAAAAUAUAAUUUAAUAUUUGACUUUGUCGAGUGCAUAUCCUUUAGUUUCCUUUGAAUUGAAGGGUGCCAGUGGCACCGCAAAAUGUGUGCAAGUGGGUUUUUGGGGGUACAGGCAAGAGGGGAACUUGUCUGGCUCUCGGCUUCCUUUGAGCUUCUUUAGUUUCGGCUGCUGCAUAAAAUAACCGCAUAAAAUGUCCUUAAGUAUAACGAAAUUGAGUCCGCACAUAAAUUCAGAUUAUGAGAUUAAAAUGUUGUGAUUUUCGCACAUAGAGAGCACGGCCCAGACUCUUGGCCAGCCCGGGAAACCCUUUUCAUAGUGAAACCCGAAAAAGGGGAUGCCGAAUAUUCUGUACACUGGUAGCUGGUAGCCGGGACACGCCAGGACCUCAUUGCAAAAUACGCUGGAAUAAGCAAUAGCAGCCCCAUCAAAAGUGGCAACAACAUCAACAGCAGUCAAGCCAAUGUAAUGAGUUUAUAUCGCUCUUUUGCCCUCGAGCAUGAUUUUAUGAAAAAAUAACACAAAGUACAGUGGAAUUGGCUCUUAUGAGAUUAUUCAAAUCGGAUAGAAAAUGUGAAAGGUUAUCUGCCAGUCGAAGUUUUUAUGGGAAAUAAAUAAAGUUAAUGGUGGCACUGUUUUUAAAUUAUUAAAGACAUCAAAGGGAUAAACUGUUUUGACACUUUCAAUAUAUAAUCCUUAAUAUUCAUACAAACUUUAACAUAAAUAUUAUUUUAAAAAAUCUUGAAAGUUGUCUCUACUGUACUUCUGGCGAAUAAUAAAGAUGUUGCGGUCGUGGCCGGCGAUCAAAGUCAAAUAUUUAGCUUGGAUGUUUACAAAUUGGGUCAGCUGGUCAUUUUAGCCGGCCUUCAGCUAUGCAGUCGACCCUCCUUCGCCCCGGGGCUGGCGCCUGUUUUUAACCCGUUACGAUGUAAAUUUCCCAAAAAUUGAGAGCCAAAGAAUCUCUGGGUAUCUGGCCAUCGGACGGGCUAUCAGCUGUCGCUUCAUUAUGACGCUAAUUGACGGUAUUGCUGUUUGUUAAAGGACACUGGCAAAAGGAUUAGGAGCGGGAACCACCUAACCGCCGGAGAGACCGCAACGUAGGACGGCAGAAGAAAGGCGAAAAUGCCAGAAACGUCGCUCACUUGACCCAUAAACAGUUUAGUUUGACUUAAUCCGGUUAUAUAUCCGGAUUAGCGAGCGACCAACACAGAACGGACUUUUUUCCACCGUUUUGCCAACUUUACGACACUUUUUAGGUAAUGAAUGGGAUUACAUUUUUUUAAUCCACUGCGCGCUGUCAAGCAGCUGGCUGUAAAAAAUCUAAUGACCACAAAAAAAUAGCUCCCAGGUCAGUUUUCGGACUGGAGGAAACCGAUUGACCUGCGGCCUAGGUCUCAUGAAUGGGCAGGUCAGAAAUAAAUCCGACCAGUCCGCCGGAGUAUAAAAUAGCGAGGCAUCGCUGACGUAACCAGCAAACGCAAUCGAACCAUCCAAGAACCGACAUGUGCCUUCUGCAGCAGAAAAGUGUGUCCCAGGGCAAGUCCGGACAGGAGCAGAGUCCUGGCCAGGGACUGGAGAACUCGCCGCCACGUUCACCCACCGCGGCAUACGCCAUGUUCAUGCACCGCGAGGAGCUUAGACGCCGAAAGGUGCAUUCUUCAAGGGCCUCUGUAACCAAGAUUCAUCUGACCAGCGAGCUAAUCGCCAGGACUAAGCAGAACAUCAGGCAGUGCAGCUUCGAGGAUCUGGAGAUUCUUGCCCGGGAGACGCUCUUCAAGAAGAGCCUGCAACGCCAUCUCCACUACAGACGGAUGCAGAUGCAACAAUGGAUGAUGAACAAGAAGAAAGCACUUCCCAAAGACAAGAAAUAAUUUAAUUUAUAUUAUAUAUAUAUUUUUUUAGAACAGCUAAAGUGAUAUUUCAAAAGUUUAAAUAGUUAUUAUAAUAUAGUUAUUAUAUAGUUCUUUAGUAAGAUUUGAAAUAGCUUGCACUAUUAUAUGCCAUAAAGAAAUAAAGGACUUCUACAUAUAUAAUAAAGGACUUCAUUUUACAAAA
Messenger RNA from Drosophila ananassae, 2981 nucleotides. RefSeq lists its product as uncharacterized. NCBI's taxonomy places the organism in Eukaryota, Metazoa, Arthropoda, Insecta, Diptera, Drosophilidae. The coding region runs from base 2429 to 2797 and encodes 122 amino acids. The record is from RefSeq and is a predicted model, not a curated record. The transcript has a single exon.